Coccidioides posadasii C735 delta SOWgp is the source of this 1971-nucleotide messenger RNA. RefSeq lists its product as uncharacterized. NCBI's taxonomy places the organism in Eukaryota, Fungi, Ascomycota, Eurotiomycetes, Onygenales, Onygenaceae. The record is from RefSeq and is a predicted model, not a curated record.
AUGCGCGUAAAAGAUUUGGUCACAGUUCUAUUGGCGUUAAUAUCGUCAUCUUCUUGCAGCCCAACACGUCGUCUCCCUUGGAAUCCUCGGCUGCAUGGUGUCGCGGGCUUUAGAAAUUGCACGACCUCCAACCCAACCCAAAUAUCUGUCAUUAAUUCAGUUGUGGUGACUCUAACAAUCCCUCCUCCUUCGGUUCCCUCAACCACUCGUGGCAGUGAUGCGAAGGCCACCGUCUGCUUGGAGUUUGUGGAUUCUGGUGGAAGCGGAGCUCCGAGAGUGGUUCUUUGCUCCCCAACAACGCAAUCGACGGCUUUUCUAACGACGUCUGGAAUCCGUGGAUCUGGCGGCGUUGGAGCGACGGGUUAUCCAGCAAUCAUCUCGAUCAGCGAUGGGACGGCUUCUCCCGAACUGGAAUCAACCCACAGACCGAUGCUUUCAUCGAUCGCUGGAAAGAAUGACACUCGUCCGUCAAUUACGGGAACUGGUGCAUUUUCCACCACCUUCGUCCGCACGACUGUCACAAAACGGCCAUGUCCUAGCUCAUCGACUUCAAGCCCUGCUCCUCCACCCAACGUACCUAUAACAAUCAGCUUUCCCGGGUCCGACCCUCCCGAGAGUCCAGACAGUACAACGAUGCACGUUUCCGAUAUCACAUUGUUCACCAUGUCGGGAAUUCCAUCUCCUUCGCCUCCCACAAGUACAACUUCCUCCUUAUCUUCUCCGUCGAUUCCUUCGAUACCCCCAAAUCCCCCCAGUGUCUCACCUAAAUCGGACAUCCCACUGGGAUCCAGUUCUGAGGGCUUGUUAUCGCUACUCGCACCAAGGCUGUUUGUUGAGAUUUUCAAAAUGACGAACUUCUUCCACCAGAUAUACCUGAGCCAUGCAAACCGCGUUGUUACUGAUUAUAUCACCAGAGGAAGACGCCACAAGAUUUCUCGGGCGCAGAUUGAAAUGCAAAUUCUGAAAGAAAUCGAGAAAUCUUCUCUUCCGUCAGCAUAUCGCGUUUCGUGGUACGCAUUGGUAUUGCAAUCGGACACGUUUGAUAUUUACUGGCUGGGGCAGCGCGACCAGCACCAUCUCAGCAAAGAGUCGAUUGCGCGGUUGAAGCCGGAUGAAUCUCUUAUUGAAGAAUGCGUUUUCGAAAGCCCCGAAAGCUCUCCUGCCUGCUCGGAUCGAGAGAUGUCUAACAGCCCACAGGCGGAGACUACAGCUGAAGGAGUUAGUUCAAUUUCCAGCUCAAGCUCUAACGAUGAUGACGGAACAAUCGACAACCAGCCCUCCUCGGCAUCCAAUACACCACCGAUAGCGCAGCCUGAAUCUGAGGAACGAGCCGAAGCCUACAAAGCCACUCCGGCAGAAACACUAAUUCCUAGCAUUGAGGGUGGGCCUGUCCAUCCCCAUGUAUCAGGAAAAACCAUUUCAGAAAUAGUUGUCAUUCCUGGGACAUCCAGGAAGACCACUCCGAGACCAGCGCAGCCCGCACGCAAGGCACGUAAAACAACAGCUACUGCAAGCACCCCCAAGAAACAAAAGGCCGCUAGGAUGAAAGCUCCGUCGAAGAAGAAACCUAAAGUGGCGCUUAAAAAGCCUAGAGUUACUCUAGGCACUACUACCGAAGAGUCUGAGAAAGACCAAGAGCCGAUGAAUGCAGAACCCAAUGGCGUCGACCCAGAGCUCCAAAUGGGGAGUCGAGCCACCUCUGCGGGCGACCGAGACCAGACAAAAACACAGGAGCGGGUUAAGAAAGCCUGGGAAACACGGCGACGUAAAGCAGCUGAAAAAGCAGCCGAAAAAGCCGCCGCAAAGGCGGUGGCUUUGGCCCAGGAGGAGGGGACAGCUACAUGCCACAACACUGUCGUGCAGCCUGCCGCAUCCCCAGCUGCAAAAGCCGGCAAAGGGCGAGGCAGAAAGAAGAAAGCAGUGCGUUUCAACCUCCCCGAAACCAAUCCUGACGGCGAAGAGAAAUAUUGA